CGCAUUGUGUUUUGUUGGGAGGUUUUUUUAAGCCCGGCGUCCGGAAGAGAGUUUAGAACAAAACAAACAGUUCAGACUUAAAAAUAAAGUCUGGAUAAUGCUGGAAGGCGUAGUAAUAAACAGUCGGCAACAUGUUGGACUCCAGAAACUCUCAGCACUUUCAGGAAGAAUACGGUCCUCUGUUGGUCCGUUUAAAAACUACAAGUUCAUCCAAGAUGAAUCGAGUGGGGACUCAGUUCUGGUGUGCUCAUGCUUUCGUAUCAUUGAGAACCUGGAACCUACAUGCACGGUGGGUCAGCUGGUUUAUGAGACUGUUCGAGCCCAUCAUCAGCGGUACCGCACAGGGUCUGGCUGCUUGCUGUUUCUUGCAGGAGCUUGGAGCUGUGCUGCAUUGGAUAGCCUCCAGAGAGGCAUUUCAGUUAAGCACAUAAUCACAGCUAUGUCUGAGGGGAUUGAUAUUUGCUUGGAUGUUUGCAAGAAAUUUUCAGUUUCAAUCAAGGACCUCACUGUAAUGGAGAAAUGCACUGCUGCACCUGGAGGUACAAAGAAACCUUCUACCACCGUAUCAAAAGAGAUGGCAAACCUCCAUGUCAAGUGUCUAAGCAAGAGUGAACAAAGAAAGGUUAAGCUCAGCAGACAUUUUUGUGAGACCAAGUCUGAAAUGCUCUCCACAGUUUGGCAUCCUGAUCAGCCUGACAUGAUAGUCAUUGCUGAGUCUUUGAGCCAUGGUUGUGAAAAGGCUAUGGAAUUGGCAGUUGAAGCUGCUCAGAUGCUGUUAAGGACAAAUCAACAACGUAUCAGCGAUCCCUUGUUUGACAUUUCAAAAAUGUUAACCUGUCUUGUUUCUGGUUUACCAGAGGACUGCGCAUGUGUUGUUGAAGGCUGCAUUCUUCUUUUAUCUGACGAGCAGGCUGUAGUUGCUCAUGUGGUAAAACAACAACCCCUGAAAAUUGCUCUUAUUACUGGAGAUCUGUCUCAGACCUACCGCCAUCUGGGCUUCAAAGGCCUACCAGGUGAACAAUGUGUGCGUGAGGACAUGGAUUUGUCAGCUUCAAGCAAAGAGGAUGAAUGGGUGGAUAAGGUUGUGAAACUACUCUUGAACCUGGAAGUGAAACUGGUACUAACUGCUGGCCUUGUCAGCCAGAAGGUCAUCCAGCACUGUUGUAGGCAUCAGAUUCUCGUGGUGGAAAAGGUCAACUCUUCUGUUUUGAAGACUAUUGGCAGCUCAACUGGAGCUAUUCCAGUAAACUAUGCCACGCAGUUAACAGAGUCUUGUGUCGGUGAUGGUGUUAAUGUUGAGAUCUGGAGGGACCUCAGCAGCUAUGAGAGGAAAUCUUUAACAGCUGUGAACAUUUCCACUGGCAGGAAUAGUGGGCUGGUCACAGUGGUUGUAACAAGUUGCGUACAUGGCAAGCUGCAAGCCCUGGAAGACCAGUUCUGGGCCUGUGCGUACCGUUUACACCAUGCACUGAAAGAUGGAAGCCUGUUGCCUGGUGCUGGAGGGACCGAGGUGCUUUGUGUUCAUCAGCUACAAAAGCAAGCAGAACACAACAGGGUGAAAGACAGCAAAACUGGGUCAGCAGCAAACCUCUACAGAGGUCUCGUGCUACAACUCAUGGCAGAUGGUUUAAUAGAUUACAUAACGGCUGUAAUGGUUAACACCGGAAGGUUCUCAGCAGCCAAUGCUAGGACUAUUGUCAGCAAGCAACUGACGGAAUUUCACAGAGAUGAAAUAAGCACAGGGAAGUUUUUACAACUUGUUUCGCAGAGCAAAAGAGAGGAUGUAGGUUUCUCAGCAGUGGAACCAGAUGAAACACCAGCUUUCAACAUCUAUGAUAACUUGAGUGUGAAGCAGGAAGCUUGGAGGAAAGCUUUAGACCUAGUUUUUCUAGUUCUACAGACAGAUGCAGAAAUCAUCACUGGAACUAGCCAGAAAAAUGAGGGGAAUCUGAUGUUGCUUUGA
Gambusia affinis (western mosquitofish) is the source of this 1963-nucleotide messenger RNA. RefSeq names its product Bardet-Biedl syndrome 12 (gene bbs12). Lineage: Eukaryota; Metazoa; Chordata; Actinopteri; Cyprinodontiformes; Poeciliidae. The transcript is spliced from 2 exons. The record is from RefSeq and is a predicted model, not a curated record. Gene Ontology annotation, molecular function: ATP binding. The coding region runs from base 98 to 1963 and encodes 621 amino acids. Gene Ontology annotation, biological process: photoreceptor cell maintenance; chaperone-mediated protein complex assembly.